CUUCAUAUAUUAAUAUAAGAGGCGCCUCUUGCAGCCAUUUCUCCAUCUCUCUCAGCUGAGUCCAACCAGCCAUGGGUAUCGAUCUGAAGGCCGGAGGUAAGAGUAAGAAGACUAAGCGUACCGCUCCUAAGUCUGACGAUGUUUACCUCAAGCUCCUCGUCAAGCUUUACCGAUUCUUGGCAAGGAGGACCGGAAGCAAGUUCAAUGCGGUGAUUCUUAAGAGGCUCUUCAUGAGCAAGAUUAACAAGCCUCCACUCUCUCUCUCGAGGUUGAUUUCUUAUGCCGAAGGAAAGGGCGAUAAGACUGUUGUCCUUGUGGGUACUGUUACCGACGAUGUUAGGGCUUAUGAAGUUCCAAAAUUGAAGGUGUGUGCUUUGAAGUUCACAAAGACAGCCAGGGCAAGGAUUGAGAAGGCUGGUGGUGAAUGCUUGACAUUCGAUCAGUUGGCUCUCAGGGCUCCACUUGGACAGAACACGCUUCUCCUCAGAGGUCCUAAGAAUGCACGUGAAGCAGUGAAGCACUUUGGCCCAGCUCCAGGUGUUCCACACAGCCAUACCAAACCAUAUGUCCGUGCCAAGGGAAGAAAGUUUGAGAGAGCUAGAGGAAAGAGGAAGAGCAGGGGUUACAAGGUUUAAGUUGAUUUCUAUUAUUUAUCUAAGAAUGGUUGUUAUUUGUAUCGUGGCAGUACAAGUUUUUGCAGACUCUAGUAUGCAGUUGCUUAUGUUUACUCCCGUCUUGUUGAGGAUAUUUGAUUUUUAUUCACUGUGAAACCAACUUUUAGUUUAAAAAAUGAUUGUGGUGCAUCAGUUUAUCGUU
Messenger RNA from Solanum tuberosum (potato), 816 nucleotides. RefSeq names its product 60S ribosomal protein L18-2. Gene Ontology annotation, biological process: translation. The transcript has 4 exons. The record is from RefSeq and is a predicted model, not a curated record. Gene Ontology annotation, cellular component: cytosolic large ribosomal subunit; ribosome. Gene Ontology annotation, molecular function: RNA binding; structural constituent of ribosome. Lineage: Eukaryota; Viridiplantae; Streptophyta; Magnoliopsida; Solanales; Solanaceae. Bases 72 to 635 code for a protein of 187 amino acids.